AUGGCCACGACAGGAGGUAUAACACAGCAUGGAAAAAUUGCAAUAUCUCACCCCUGGGUAUCCCGCCAUUACGACUCCCGGCUGCUCAACCAAGACCAUGACUCCCUGCUCGAACACAUCACCACAACCGACCAGGCUGUCUACGGCGACCCUUCCAACCCGAUCAGCUUCCGCAUCGGAAACGGCGGCGCAGGCUACACCGGACUCCUCCAACAUCUCUGCGAAGCGUACAUCAAUGAGACCUCAGGAGACUUUCGAAUUGGCUGGGUCGCGAAUCAUUCUCGCCAUUCUCAGAUCGCAUUGUUGGCGGAUGUCGUGCAAGUGGCUCUGACAUAUGAGCCCGCCAAUGAGGAUGUAUCGAUUGCGGAAGGGUGGGCGAGGAGAGUUUGUAGGGUGUUUAAUGAUCAUUUCAUUCUUGUUGGGCCGAAAGCGAUCGACAUCUCUGUGUCGAGUAUCAGCGCUGCGUUGAGGAGUAUUGCACGAUCUCACAAGCAAGAGUCGCUCAAUAGCGUCGCUCAUGGCAACCCGAUCAGAUUCCACAGUCGAGGUGAUGGAUCUGCGACUUUCGCGAAAGAGCAGGAGCUGUGGAAAGCUGCUGGUGUGGAUGAAUCGAGAAGUGAUUGGAUCGAGACGUGGCCUCUCGUACCGUAUCAAGCUCUCGUGAAAGCUGAAGAAGACCAAGCAUUCCUGCUGACAGACCGCUCGACGUUCUUGACGGCGAAGAAGGAGAGUGUAAUCCCGAAUUUGAAGUGUUGGGUCGAAGGUGGUUCUGCGUUGUUAAAUCCUUGCUCGGUGAUGGUUGGGACGUUUGAACCAGAGGGAGUAGAAAGAAUGUUGUUAAGAAACGCAGCGACCUUCGCGGAAUGGCUAGGUGGCAAAGCGGCGCAAGAGAUCGUGAGGAAAUACGGAAGGAAAUGGGAAUUGGGGAAGCCGCUGUUCACAACCGGCGAUCAGGAGGAGUUUGAUGUGGAAGAUCGGUUGGACGCGUGA
Molecule: messenger RNA, 990 nt
Organism: Zymoseptoria tritici IPO323
Lineage: Eukaryota; Fungi; Ascomycota; Dothideomycetes; Mycosphaerellales; Mycosphaerellaceae
Exons: 1
Coding region: 1-990 (329 amino acids)
Source: RefSeq, a predicted model, not a curated record